AGUCAGUUUGACAGUGCUACAUUUGUGAAUGGUUGUGUGUUAUGAUCCUGCUUUUGAAUUUUCCAUUUUGGUAUUAAAACUGAAGUAGCUAUAUUGAUAAACAAUAUUUAAAACAGUGCAUGUGAAUAUUUAUUAUAUUUUAAUAUUGUUUUAUUAUCUAUACGUGCCCACUGUGUGUGAAUUUUUAAUUUUUCUGUUCGGGACCUUCUUUAGCUCGUAGGUAGGUGUUUUGCAUCUUAACGUAUGUAUGAAUUGUGAUACCGAUGGCGUCAUUAUCUCUGCCGCGAGUGCUUCAGCUAAAGAAGAAUAGCUUGGAUGCUGAGCGGGAACAAUUCGAAAAGUUCCAGGCGCUUGCCAUCCAGAAGGCGAUCAACUCAGCGGAAACGCCGGUGAAGGAGAAACAUGUUCGGAGCGCGAUCAUCGGAACAUUCCAGGAGCAAAGCGCCAUCACUUACUGGAUGGUGGCGAUCCGUCAGCCGCUACAAGAGAACAGAAUCGUGGCUUGGAAGUUCUGUCACGUGACCCACAAACUGUUGCGCGAGGGGCACCCCGCCUGUCUCGAUGACUCGCAGCGGCACAUCAGCAUGAUCGAGAACCUUGGCCGGCUGUGGGUCCACCUCCGUGAAGGUUACGGCAAGCUAGUGAACCUGUACUGCAACCUCUUAGUCUGCAAGUUGAAGUUCCACGCGAGAAACCCCCGUUUUCCAGGCAACAUGCAGCUAACCGCCGACGAAUUGGACGCCAUUGCCGAGAACGACGUUAAUAACUAUUUUCAAUUAUGCGUCGAGUUGUUCGAUUAUAUGGAUGAAAUAUUGACAUUACAAGCAUCAGUAUUCGACAGCCUGGGCAACGCGCGCGCCAACUCCAUGACCGCGAGCGGCCAGUGCCGGCUGGCGGCGCUCAUUCCGUGCGCGCAGGACUCCUCGCACAUCUACGACUGCAACGUGCGCCUGCUGUUCCGGCUGCACGCCGCCUUGCCGGCCGACACGCUGGUGGGGCACCGCGAGAGGUUUAGACAGCAGUUUAAGAAACUGAGCUCGUUCUACAAGCACGCGAGCAGUUUGCAAUACUACAGGAACCUCCUCACAUUGCCGGUGUUGCCAUCAAAUCCGCCAAACUUUUUACUACAGAGCGACUUCGGCACUUACGUCGCGCCUGUGGUGUCCAUACCAGAGCCUGCUCCCGACGAAGUGGACGCUGUGGGCGCGCUCAUCGAUACUUCGGAUACCAUCAGUCAGGCAACGACCCCCGAUCAUUUGGACGCUUUCGAGAGUCGCGCGUCGCCGUCCCCGCAGCCGGACCCCGUCGUGGAGCGCGACAAACUCAUUGAACAUCUGCAGAACGAACUCAAGAGAUUGAGGUCUGAGAGGACGCAGAUGGUGGAAGAACGCAACACCAUGCUGGGGUCCAUGCGGGAGCAUUGUACUCAGUUGGAGACGCAGCUACAUGGCGUGAAGCACGAAUUGGAAGAGGAGCGACAGAAGGCUGAAAUUCUAUCAGCGCAGACUCCAGAAAUGCAACAGAAAUUGACGGAAACGGAACAAAAGGCGAAAGUGACCGACGAAAAAUUCCAAAAGUUAAAAGGAGCAUACACACAGUUACGAGAAGAACAUAUCACUUUGAUCAGGCAGAAAGCAGAAGUAGACAAAAUGGCGGCUAGUUUACGAGCAGCGGCCGCGCAACAUGAGAGCGCUAAAAUGGCGCUACAACAACAGCUGAACGAUAAACUAAAGGAUGUAGAACUAUUACAGCAAAGUGCAUCGUCCAGCGAAGAAAUAGAAGCAUACAAAAAUGAAAUAUCAAAUCUUCGCUCAGAGAUUGAGAAUGCUAGGCAGAAAGAAGUAGAAUUAGAAACGUUAAAGGCUUCAAUAGAGGCAUUAGAAAUAGAACACAAAACAGCCGCUGCUGAACAAGCAGAAAAAUUAACGACAGUCACUAACGAACUGAAAGAGACGAAAGAUACUUUAGAAGCUAUAAUUAAGGAGAAAGAUGAGAGAGAAAGUGAAUUAGUUAAAGUUAAGGAAGAAUUAGUAGGUCUUAGGGAAAAGAGUGGUGAUGAGUAUAAAAAGGUAGUUGAAGAGAAAGAAGCAGCCCUGAAACAGAUGGCGGAGCUGACGCAGCAGUAUCAACAGGAAAAGGAGGAACAGUUGGCUUGCAUGAACAAAUUGCACGAAGAAUUACAGUACUUGCAACAAAAACUGAUAAAUUCUGAUUCUGAUUUUGUAGUAAAAUAUGACAAAAUCAACGAGGAUCUUAUAAUACAGAAACGAGAUUUUGAAGAAAAGCUUGAUGAAAAAGAAAAUGAAAUUAAAGAAGCUUUACAAAAUCUUGAAAUAUUAGAAAGUGAAUUGGAAAUUACCAAACAAAGAUACGAUGAAGGAAUUAAAGAAAAGACUGAAAUGAUAACAUAUCUUGAAGGAAAAGUAGUUGAAUUAACCGACACUAGGAAUUUAGAUCUCAGAGUUAUUGAAGAUUAUAAAAUUAAAUUGGAAGAAACGAUAAAAAAUAGUCAAGCAUCUUAUGAAGAUCUCCAAAUGAAAUUAAAUAAUGAGAUGGAAGAAAAAGAUAUUGAAAUUUUAAAAAUACGUAACUUGUUAGAAGAAAGUGAUGAUCGUUACACAAAACUCACUAAACAAGUAGAAGAUAAACAUCAGGAGAUUUUAGAGUUACGUAAACUGUUGGAAGAAAACACAGAAAUAGGUAAUGAGGAAAAAUCUAAAAGUGAAUAUUUGUUGAGGACAAUAAGUGAACUUGAAGAUAAAUUAGCAAAGCAAACUGAAGAAAUCGAAAAUCUUAACUCGCAACUCAAAGAUAACCGGACACGCGAAGAAACACAAAAACAGGAGUUCGAAAAGGUAGAAAAGGACUAUAAAUACGAAAUAACAAUUCUAAAAGAUAAAAUAGAGAAUAUUGUUGAAUGUAAAGAUGAACUUAUAAAUAAUUUAAAAAGUAUGAUUGAAAACAAAGACGAGCAAGUAAUUUCAUUGAAUGUUCAAGUGCAGAAACUUACGGAAGAUGUUGACCGACUACAGGACGAGUUAAAAGAAACACAAGCCGAGUUAGAAAUUGGCAAAAAUGAGUUGUUGAGUUUAGAAGAAGAACAUGCCAUGAUUGUUCAGCGGAGUGAUGAUAACCUUACUCUAAAAAACCAGGAACUGAGAAGUCUCCAUGAUGAAGUAACGAAAUUAUCUCAAGAAAAGUCAGAAUUAGUUUUAGCCAAAGAAAAAGUCGUCAGCGAUUUCGCCUCUCAGCAAUUGGUUUACGAAAGUAAAUUAAAGGAAUUCGAAGAGAAAUUUGAGCAGCUGCAAUCAGUUCAAAAUGAUACCGAGCGAGAGAGCAAAAAAAUUGUAGAAAACUUAAAUGAGGAAAUAAAAUCAUUGAGAGAAGAAUGCCAACAAAUAAAAAACGAUAAAGAUGAAGAAAUCAAAGUUAUUCAAUGUGCUCAUACCCAGGAAAUAAACGAAAAGGACACCACUAUUGCUAAUCUUAAUGAAAAUUUGACACAAUUAAGAGCUGAAUUAGAAAGUUUAUUAACGACGAAAUUGAAAGAGAAGGAAGAUUUGCAACUGAUGCUAUCUGAAAAAGACAAAAACAGCCAGCUGAUGGAAGCCCGCCUUGGACAUACAGAGAGCGAGCGGAUGACAGUCGAGUGCGAACUGCAGGAUCUACUUCAGCACAAUUCUGUUUUGGAAGCAGACGUGAGCAAUUUGAAGAAGCAGCUGGAGGACGCGCAAAGGCUGUUGGAAACUCAACGAGCGAAUAUUGUGAAGUGUGCGGGCGAAGCGGGCGUGGAGGUGACGCAAGAGGCGCUGUCCAGUCUCGACAGAGGCAGUGCGCAGGAGUCGAGCCGACUCGCCGUACAGGUGGCAGCACGCGCACUCGACGAUUUAGCCAAACACUCGCAGAUGAAGGGUUCCGAAGAGCCGACGGCCCGCAGCGCCAUCGCCCUCGCUCACAACGCCGCCUUGCUCUCCUCGUACGUCACUGAAGUGUGCAACGUGUCCACCGACAUCGAGCUGUCUGACAAGCUAACCACCGAAUGCCGCACGAUGCUAUCAUCGACGAAGCAAUGCCUGGAAACCCUCACCACUGGCGUUCUAGAACCUUCGGCGUGCGAAUCUACCCGCAUAUUGUUGUCAGAAGUGUCCGAGCACGCGACGAGAGCGGACGUCGCGGCGAGCGGCUCGAGAAGCGUCGACGACGAACUUGCCGAUAUGGACCGGGCGAUAGAGCAGGCUGCGGAACAGAUAGAGGGAAUGCUCGCAGCGAGCCGCGCCGCCGAUUCCGGCGUGAAGCUGGAGGUGAACGGCAAGAUCCUGGACGCGUGCACCACGCUGAUGGCGGCGGUGAAGCUGCUGGUGCAGGAGUCGCGGCAGCUGCAGGGCGAGCUGGGCGACCCGCGCGCGCGGCGCUGCAUGUACCGCCGCAACCCGCAGUGGUCCGAGGGGCUCAUAUCUGCGGCCAAGGCGGUGGUGUUCGCUGCCAAGUUGCUGGUCACGUCAGCCGACGAGGCGGUGGGCGCGGCGGGGCGCGUGGAGGGCGUGUCGGCGGCGGCGCACGAGGUGGCGGGCGCCACGGCGCAGCUCGUGGCCGCGUCCCGCGCGCGCGCGCCGCCCGCCGCGCCCGCGCUGGCGCGCCUCACCGCCGCGUCGCGCGCCGUGGCCGCCGCCACCGGCGCCGUGGUCGCCGCCGUGCGCGCGGGCUCGGCGCUGGUGCACGAGCAGGAAGCGUUAGACACGUCCACUUUGACGCUGACAGCGACGCGGCGGCUGGAAAUGGAGAGCAAAGUGCGCUCGCUCGAGCUGGAGAGCGCGCUCGACGCAGAGCGAGCGAGGCUGGCCGCGUUGCGCAAGCGGCAUUAUCAUCUCGCGCAGUUGGAAGAGAAUGGUGGUAUUACAAACGGCAAGGAGUGAAGCCAACGAACGGGAUUGUUUUAGAAACCGUGUUUACCGUGCAACUCUUUUGUAAAUGUACCCGCAUUUCUAUUACCCAAACAUUCUUAACUUGCAUUUUUAUACAACGAAUUGUUUUUUACCCUUUUGGGUUGCUUUUGUACGCAUAAUUUCAUGAUAAAACGGAAUGUUUAGAACAAAAUAACAGCCUGUAUUGUUGUUACGUACGAAAAUUAUAAGUUGUCGCGUUAAAUACCUAUUGAUUCCAAUAUAUUAAUGUGCUUUAAAAAUACAGUAUCCGUUUCUUUCUCUCUCAUUUAGACUGUAAAAUUCUACAUUAAACAGCUUUACCUACUCAUAAAUUUAAUAUAAUUAUCUUGACACUUGGUCAUCUGACUGGUUCCGUACUCUUGGAUUUCAACAUGGAAUUAUGCGUACAAUCAUAGUAUGAGAGAAUCAUCGUUCUUCCUGUAGAGAUGGCUCAAUGUUAUUAAUGUUUAGCAUUAAAUCCGCGUUGUGAUUUGAAAUCCUGGGCAAUUAGAUAGGAAUAAAGUAUUGCUUAGUAAUAAAACAACACUUAUUUAGUACACUAUUUACAAUUUAUAUAACUUAACAAAUAUAUAUUUUGUGUAUAUUAUUUUUAUGUAUGAUCGAUCACUUUAAAUAAUGUUAUGCCGAUUUUUACAAUGUAUAAUUAUCUAUAGGCUUCUAACUACGUAUAGGUUAACAAAUAUUAUGCUCUUUCCUCAAAUGUUCAUGUGAUAGGUAUCGUUAAUUUACCAUAUAAUUGCAUAAAAUAGCCAGGAAUAUUGCUAGCGUAAUUGGCUUAUUAUGCGCACUUGAAAAACUACUACCUGAUCCUUUUACCGCCCAAUAUAAAAAGUAAAAACGCGACGUUAGGUACGCCGUAAAAGUAUGCCAGUUCUAGAAUAAUCACAUCUAGAUUUUUUUGUAAGUUGUUGUGUUUAAUCAGAUUUAAUAUCUAGUUAUCUAUACCAUUUUUAAAUUCCUAUAGACAUUGAUGUUUAAAUAUAAGAAAUAAAAUUUAAUACUUGUAACACCAAAUCUUGGAUUUGUAAAUCCCCACGAGAAUGUAGAUAAUAAAUCACGAGACUUUAAGCUUUAAGCAAAGACUAAGUAAGAAAAUUGUAACUUGUAUGUUUUUAUGUAUAGAGAUAAAUAUUUUGUAUGUUUAAUAUUUUUGUUGAGAGUUUUAUGUUUUCUCAAAAUAUAGCAACGUAUGUAAUAAUGUAUGCUAUAAUUCACAAAAAGCAACAAAACACAUUUUUUGACAGCCAAUUACGAUAUCCAUUGGUAAUUUAUACUUAUUAGCAUUUCGAUUAAAAUUUGUAACUAUUUCUAACCGUUUUAUCAGCUAAAAUGAUAUGUAUCCUUUGUAUCGAAGAUAUCAACUGGGUUUUAUAAAUAAAAUUUAUGUACAACUUA
Amyelois transitella is the source of this 6338-nucleotide messenger RNA. RefSeq names its product huntingtin-interacting protein 1 (gene Hip1). The record is from RefSeq and is a predicted model, not a curated record. Gene Ontology annotation, cellular component: clathrin-coated vesicle; actin cortical patch. The transcript is spliced from 25 exons. Gene Ontology annotation, biological process: actin filament organization; clathrin coat assembly; endocytosis. Gene Ontology annotation, molecular function: phosphatidylinositol-3,5-bisphosphate binding; clathrin light chain binding; clathrin-cargo adaptor activity. NCBI's taxonomy places the organism in Eukaryota, Metazoa, Arthropoda, Insecta, Lepidoptera, Pyralidae. The coding region runs from base 264 to 4913 and encodes 1549 amino acids.